Messenger RNA from Bacillus rossius redtenbacheri, 4307 nucleotides. RefSeq names its product vacuolar protein sorting-associated protein 41 homolog (gene lt). Bases 263 to 2950 code for a protein of 895 amino acids. Lineage: Eukaryota; Metazoa; Arthropoda; Insecta; Phasmatodea; Bacillidae. Gene Ontology annotation, cellular component: HOPS complex; late endosome. The transcript is spliced from 2 exons. The record is from RefSeq and is a predicted model, not a curated record. Gene Ontology annotation, molecular function: protein binding. Gene Ontology annotation, biological process: cellular response to starvation; intracellular protein transport; protein targeting to vacuole.
UUACAUUUGUAAAACUACAUUGGAAACAUAUAAUACAACAAAUGUCCAUUAUAUAUGGGAGUGUUUUUAAAUGCGUCCAGCAGGAGAAAAGUUUUUUUUUACUGUAAAAUCAUGUGAACAGUUUAAGAAUUUUAAAUGUUAAAUUAGGCUAACAUAAAGUUAUAAUCCGGCUGCUUCCGAAUGCUAGCAUAAUGGGUCUCUUUGCUAAAGGCUGGACUACAUUCACAAGAGCACGCACACAGCACAGACACACAAAAAUUGAAUGUAUACAAACAGAUGGCAGCAGUCACAGGUGAGCAGUAAGAGGGUGCCAGAGCAAAGCAAGAUGGAAGCAUCGGUAGCGAGCGAGGCAGAGGUGUCGGAGCUUCAGACCGACACUGACACGGCAGGCGCAGGCAUUUGCGUGGAAGGGGACAUCGUGGAAGAUGAUGAGGAGGAGGAGGAGGAGGAGGAGGAUGAUGACGAGGAGGAAGAGCCAAAAUUAAAGUUUGCGCGGGUGGCCAACGACUUGCGCAACAUCCUGACCAAGGAUGCGGCCAGCUGCAUCGCGGUGCACCCCAAGUUCGUCUGCAUCGGCAGCUUGUGGGGUGUCAUCCACAUGCUGGACCACCAGGGCAACAGCAUCCGCAGCAAAGAGCUGCACGCCCACAGCGUCGCAGUCAACCAGAUCAGCAUCGACCAGAGCGGAGACUUCAUAGCCAGCUGCUCGGACGACGGCAAGGUGUUCGUCUGCGGCCUGUACUCGACAGAGGAGAGCCAGAGCGUGGUGAUCGGCCGCCUGGUCAAGUCCGUCGCCAUCGACCCCGCCUACUCCAAGCCGGGCUCCGGGCGCCGCUUCAUCACCGGGGACGAGCGCUUGGUGCUCCACGAGAGAACCUUCCUGUCGCGCCUCAAGUCCACGGUCCUGUACGAGGCCGAGGGCAGCGUCCAGAACAUCCGGUGGCACGGCCAGUUCGUGGCGUGGGCGAGCGACAUCGGCGUGCGGGUGUACGACGUCAGUGCCCGCCACUCACUCGGCCUCAUCAAGUGGAACCGCAACCCCGGGGCGCUCCCGGAGGACUACCGCUGCAACUUGUGCUGGAAGAGCGGCAGCGUGCUCCUGGUGGCCUGGGUGGACACGGUGCGAAUCUGCAAGGUGCGCAAGCGCAGCACGCUCGAGAUGACGGGCCGGGACGACCCAGAGUACGUGGUGCAGCAGAUCUCUAUGUUCACCACGGACUUCUACCUGUGUGGCAUCGGGCCGCUGGACAGCCAGGCUGUGCUGUUGGGGUUCCCGAAGGAACCAGACGCUGAGGGCAAGGCCCAGAGACCCCAGCUGUAUGUGGUGGAGCCCCGGGACAUGGACAGUGUCGAGGUGAGCAUGGUCAGCCUGACGCUGCGCGGCUACCAGGACUACAAGUGCAACGACUAUCACCUGGAGUGCCUGGUGGAAGAGAACCGCUUCUUCAUCGUGAGCCCCAAGGACGUGGUGGAGGCGAGCCCCUACGAUGCGGACGACCGCGUGCAGUGGCUGCUGGACCACGGCAAGUACGAGGCCGCCAUGGAGGCGGUGACGCAGCUCGAGGGACGCGACCUGAAGAGGUUCACGGUGCUGGAGGUGGGGCGCAUCUACCUGGACCACCUGCUGGCGGCCGGCAGGUACGACGAGGCGGGCAAGCUGGCGCUGAAGCUGUUCGGCAAGGACAAGAAGCGGUGGGAGGAGGAAGUGUUCAAGUUCGCCCGGGUGAAGCAGCUGCGUGCCGUGAGCAAGUACCUGCCGCGCGGCGACCACGCCCUCGACCCGCACGUGUACGAGAUGGUGCUGUACGAGUACCUGAAGAUGGAGCCACAGGGCUUCCUGCAGGUGGUGAAGGAGUGGUCGCCGACGCUGUACAACGUGCCGGCCGUGGUGAACGCGGUGCUGGAGCACCUGCUGGUGAGCGAGCGCGAGCGUGCCGUGCUGCUGGAGGCGCUCGCCAUCCUCUACACGCACGAGCGCAAGUACGACAAGGCGCUGGCCAUGUACCUCAAACUGAAGCACGCGGGCGUGUUCCAGCUGAUCCGCAAGCACAACCUGUUCGGGGCCAUCCACGACACCAUCGAGGAGCUGAUGGACCUGGACGUGGACCGGGCCAUCGCCACGCUGCUGGAGAAGGAGGCCGUGCCCGCGGACGUGGUGGUGGCCCGCCUCCAGAGGAACCCGCGCUACCUGUACCUCUACCUGGACGCGCUGGACAAGCGAGACGCCAAGGAGGUGGCGCGCAAGUACCACGGCCUCAUGGUGCGGCUGUACGCCGACUUCGCCCGCGACAAGCUGCUGCCGUUCCUGCGCCGCAGCGACCGCUACCCCAUCCAGGAGGCCCUGGACGCCUGCCGGCAGCGCGGCUUCCACCCCGAGAUGAUCUACCUGCUGGGCCGCAUGGGCAACACGCAGGAGGCCCUGACGCUCAUCAUCCGCGAGCUGCAGGACGUGGAGCAGGCCAUCGAGUUCUGCAAGGAGCACGACGACCCCGAACUGUGGGGUGACCUGGUCGAGUGCUCGCUCGACCGGCCCGAGUUCAUCUCCUUCCUGCUGAGUCGCAUCGGCACGUACGUGGACCCGCGCAUGCUGGUGCGCCGCAUCCGGCCCGGCCUGGCCGUGCCGCGCCUGCGCGCCAGCCUCGUCAAGAUGAUGCACGACUACAAGCUGCAGGUGUCCGUGCAGGAGGGCUGUCGCAAGAUCCUCGCCGCGGACUACUUCGAGCUGCACCGCCGCCUCGUGGCGCUGCAGCAGCGCGCCGUGGCGGUGGACGACGACCAGGUGUGCCGCGCGUGCCACCGCCCCAUCAUCCUGCGCGACCUCAGCGGCGCGGACAACGUGGUCGUGUUCCACUGCAAGCACUGCUUCCACGAGGGCUGCGUGCCGGGCGCGCAGACGCGGGGCCUGUGUGCCAUCUGCCACUCCGCGACCGCCGUGCUCCCGGACAAGUGAUCUGCCCCUCGGCGCGACGAGGCCCAGGACGGCGAUCUCUUUGUGCGUGUUCACUUGAACUCUGUAUAUUUGAAUAUUGUUUGUUGUAGAUCGAAAAUUGAUAUCAAUGUAUAUAUAUCUGUAAACAAAAGUUAGGAUGAAGAUAGUUGAAUGUUUCAUUUGAUGUAGUAGAAAAUGUUUAAUGCAAAUUAUUCCUGUUAAAUACUUCAUUAUGCUGUGAUCAGAUAUUGUUUCUCAUCAUAUAUUCUCAUACAUACUAACACUUCCCUAGAUCUAUAAAUCAUCAGGUUAUAAUAUUUACAACAUUCAGUUUAAGUGUUCAUUUGACUGAAAUGUUUGUUAUGAGAUUCCAUCAAAUGCUCUAGAAACCAACAGCUGACAGCUCUCCGGAGUCUACAUGGGCGAGAAUGCAACAAAUAUUGCAGUGGUGAUGCAGUAAUAUUUUAUAAGAAAUUAGUUCAGUUAAGUAAUGUAUUUUACUAUCUGGUGACAAACAUUUUUCUUUUAUGUUAUUAAGAAAUUGGAAGCACUGGUGUUUCUUUUGCAAUAACUUUUUUAUUACAGGUAAUAAAAAAAAAGGUUUUGCAAAGACAAAACAGUUUUAGUUUCACUACCAUAAUGUUAGUAUCGUUAAUUUAAAAAAACAAAAACCAUACUGCGCCAUCUGUUGGACUGGUGUGACAACGUACAACGUAUACCUCGGAGCUGCCAGGUAUUAGGCUGAGUGGUAUUGGUCCCAGUAAAUGAUCGAUUGAAGUUUCCUGGUGGACGAAGGAUCUCAGAUUAUUGUGUAGUCGUCUGUUGUCAGUCUUCUGUGUUUGUUUCCAUUUGUAAAAACUCACAUAUCUUGUAAUGUUUUCCAUGAUAUUUAUAACAUGUCAUUAAUUUUGUAAUUUUAAUCUUGCAGAAAACCAUUCCAUGCUUUGUUUCUAUAGCAAACAACUUAGUACAGAAAAGAAACAGUUAAUUAUUUUUGUCUGAAUGUGCUUUAUUAGUGAAUAAUUAGUGUGUUAAAGUGUAUUAAAGUUUAAGUUGCCAGUCUUGUACACUUGUGUAGUCACCUGUAAGUAGAAUAAAAUGUUUCGAAAGACUCGUUAGGUAACUUUCGAAGUCAUUAAUAAAUUGUGUAAGAAUUCUCUUGGACAGAAUGAGUGUUAUAUUUAUGAUGCAAUGGCAUGUAUUUCUUAUGAAAGGUUCAAUAUUUAUUGAUGUAUGCAUUGUUACAUGAAGUUGGCAAAGAUAUGGUACUGUAGUUCAUGUAAGUUGGAUAAAAUGUUGGAAAAUGUGUCAUGUGUUGGAGGGAAAGUGGAGUUUUGUACUCGAUGAAGGUUGAGAAUAAAGUGCAGAGAAAAUGAAA